AUGCCGUCCAGCUCACAUGCCGACAAAUCGAGGCAAACGUCGGCCGGAAAAUCGUUUUUUGGACGCAAGCUGUACAAGGAAAAACCUGCGGAUGAUCGAUAUGAAAGUUACGGUGGUUCCUACGACAGCUUAGCUCCCCCGGGGAGUGCCGCUGGCUCUCGCUCAUCCCGCUACUCAAAGCGAUCUUCAAUUCAGUCCGUCGACAUGACCCAUGACAUAGACCCAGGCAGCCUCGCUCCCACCGCGGGUGUUAUCACUUCCAUCCCCUUCGAAAGCCUUCCCUCCGACACGCGCACACCCAUCCCGAUCGACAGCAUGUCUCGUCCAGAUUCGCGCCAUGAACCGUCGCCUAACCACCUGGGUAAAUCUGGGGCAGACUACCACCAAUAUCCCACCUGGACCUCGACAUCUGCGCCAAACGGCUCGCCCUCUGGCCCGCGUCCUCCCCCGCAUACCGCAAACACAACCAUGUCAAGUAGCCAGUCGGGCGCGGGAGGUGCCAGAUAUCAACAAUGGGGACGACCAGGUAGUUCGGCCGCGAACGUGGGACCCAGUCAUAAUUCCUCUUCGAUCGAUUCAUCCUCCAACUCCCGCACCUCUCUCGACCAGACAAGCCUUUAUUCCUCCAUUUCCUCUAAUGCGCGGGGUUCGAACUACUUCGCCUCGGACGGUUCUGCCCGCACCCUUACACCCUCGCAUUCAAGUGAUCGCAACAUCGGAUUCCCUUCAAGCGCCAGCUCUGGUCGCUUGUCAAACGCCCCAUCAACCCACCAGAUUUCCCAACCCAUACCGGCUGCGGUACCCCGACCUCAGGAUAACUAUCUCACUCGACCGAGAGAUGACAGGAUUGUGGAUCAGCUGUUUCUAGAGUUGAUGCAGAAGAGAGGUUGGCAGAAUUUGCCUGAACAGGCGAAGCGCCAGAUGUUGUCAUACCCCGCUUCAAAGAAAUGGACGCUUGUACACCAGGAUCGUCUUACUGAGUUACAAGGUGAACAGAAGAGACGGCAGAAUGCUCGCCAAACUCAUGGCCAUGAUGGUCUUUCUGGGUUGCUUGAGCGUGCUGAUGAGGAGGGUAGUCCGGAGUGGUAUGUGAAGAAGGUGAUGGAUGAUACCAUUACUUCAAAGCAACUUGCUAGUUUGAGCGUCAGCUUGCGGACACAACCCAUCAGCUGGGUGAAAUGCUUUGUUGAAGCUCAGGGUCAAGUUGCUCUGACCAAUGUCCUCUUGAAAAUCAACCGCAGGAAAGCAUCUGGACCCGUACCCGCGCCACCAACCGGAGACAAGGAUCUCGACCGCGAAUAUGAUAUUGCCAAAUGUUUGAAAGGUCUCAUGAACAACAAAUACGGUGCAGACGAUGCCCUAGAACAUCAAAAUGUUUUGGUUGCCCUUGUCAGCUCGCUAUCAUCCCCCCGUCUGAACACCCGGAAACUCGUCAGCGAGGUGCUCACUUUCCUCUGUCACUGGGGCGAUGGCCAAGGCCACCAGAAGGUUCUCCAAUCCAUGGACAAGGUCAAACAUGAUCACAAUGAGACUGGCCGGUUUGACGCUUGGAUGCGUAUCGUCGAGGUCACCAUCGAUGGCCGUGGAAAAAUGGGCAGUCUGGUCGGUGCCAGCGAGGAGUACCGCAGCGGUGGCAUCGGCAUGGAGAACCUACUCAUGGAAUAUGCCGUCUCAACCAUGAUCCUGAUCAACAUGUUGGUUGAUGGAGCCGAAACAGACCUGCAGCUACGAUGCCAUAUCCGCGCACAGUUCACAUCAUGUGGAAUAAAGCGUCUGUUGACGAAGAUGGAGGGCUUCCAGUACGAGGUCAUCGACAAGCAAAUCGAGCGUUUCCACGAUAACGAAGCGAUCGACUAUGAGGAUCUCCUCCAGCGCGAGAACAGCAGCGUGAAGGAUAGCAUCGAAGGCGAAGUCAAGGAUAUGAGCGAUCCCAUGCAAAUUGUUGAUGCCAUUUCGACCAAGAUCAAUGGCAGUCGCUCUCACGACUACUUCCUUUCCGCUAUGCAGCAUAUGCUUCUGAUCCGGGAGAAUUCCGGCGAGGAAGGACUGCGUAUGUUCCAGCUUGUUGACGCCAUGUUGAGUUAUGUGGCUAUGGACCGAAGGCUGCCAGACCUUGACCUACGGCAAGGAUUGACCUUCACCGUACAGAGCUUGUUGGAUCGACUGCAUACCGACGCUGAGGCGAGACGUGUGUACGAUGAGUCUCUCGAGGCCCGACAGAUUGCCGAGGCUGCCAUCGCUGAACGCGAUGAGAUGAGAGCUCAGGUUGAGCUUGGAGCAGAGGGCUUGGUCAAGAAGCUGCAGAAGCAGAUCGAAGAACAGGCUGGUAUUAUCGAGUUGCAACAACGACAGACUGAAUCUUUCAAGGCCGAGGUUGCGGAAGUCCAGCGAUUGCGUGCGCAGGAAUUGCAGCGGAAUGAGCUGGAAACUAGAGAACUAUACCUCAUGCUCCGAGAUGCCCAGGAUAUCGCCGCUUCCAAUGCUCGCAAGGCUGCCAACCCCGAAGCUGAGGCCAAUCCUUCACAGAUGCCCGGUAUCAUGGACCGGGAAAGGCUUAUGGAACGCUUGGAGCGUCAGCUUGAGCGGACCAAGACUCAAUUCAAGCUUGAGGGCAAGGUUUGGGGCCAGCAUGGACCAUCUGAUCGCUUGCGUGAAUUACGUGAAAAGAUGGAUGGAGAGGGCGAGGACGAAAGCGAGGAAGAGGAAGAUUAUGACUUUGCUGAGAAUACUCGCCGCAAUCUGGACCCUGGUUCCUUGGGUUCUGUCUAUCGCAGGCGCAGCCAUGUCCCUGAGAUGGAUGCCCUUGAAAAUGGAGAGGAAAUUCUGGACAACAAUGGCCAGCCAAUUGAUCGGGCUCGUCUUGCUGAUCUAUACCGUCACCGUCUGAGCCCUACCCAGGCUGCUGGACUGCUAGGCGAGAUUGCGUCCAAGCUCUGCCACCACCGCCCCCUCCUGGGGGCAAGAUGGUCCCUCCACCACCUCCUCCGCCUCCCCCUGGAGGCAUGGCUGUUCCUCCCCCCGCCUCCUCCAGGUGGCAUGGCUAUUCCUCCUCCUCCCCCUCCUCCAGGUGGCAAGAUGAUCCCCCCUCCACCUCCACCACCGGGUGGAGCAGCUGGACUGCCUCCUCCCCCGCCACCUGGUGGAAACAUUGGACUGCCUCCUCCUCCACCACCUCCGGGUGGUGCCAAGGGUGUUCCUGGACUUCCACCACCACCUCCACCUCCCGGUGGAAAGGUUGGAGCGCUACCUCCUCCGCCGCCUCCUCCAGGUGGUGGUGGAAUGGCUCCUCCACCUCCUCCAAUUCCUGGUGCCAAGGGUCUUAUGCCCCCUCCGCCCCCACCCCCCAACGCUGCAUUGGGUUCUGGCUGGCGACCGGCUUAUAUGGUUGGUGAUGUUUCACCAGGUACAACCAUGAUGCCUUCUAUCCGGCCCAAGAAGAAGCUCAAGGCUCUGCAUUGGGACAAGGUUGACACUCCUCAAGUGACUGUUUGGGCUGCUCACGCGCCCACCGCCGAACAGAAGGAAGAGAAGUACACUGAACUCGCCAAGAAGGGUGUGCUGGACGAAGUCGAAAGAUUGUUUAUGGCAAAGGAGACCAAGAUCUUCGGAGCCAGCACCGCUGCUAAGUCACGCAAGGACAAGAAACAGAUCAUCUCGAACGACCUAUCCAAGAACUUCCAGAUUGCCCUGUCUAAGUUCUCUCAAUUCCCCGCUGAAGAGGUCACCCGCAUGAUCAUCCACUGUGACAAAGAUAUCCUCGACAACAUGGUUGUCAUGGACUUCUUGCAACGAGAGGAGAUGUGCAAUAUCCCGGAGAAUGUCGCCAAGCUCAUGGCACCAUAUAGUAUGGAUUGGACGGGCCCUGGCGCAGCCAGCUCUGACCGUGAACAAGAUCCCACUGAGAUUACCCGCGAAGACCAGAUCUAUCUUUACACUGCGUUUGAGCUGAAUCACUAUUGGAAAGCGAGAAACCGAGCGCUUGCUUUGACACGCUCUUACGAACCGGAGUAUGAGCAUCUUUCCAGCAAAUUGAAGGAAGUCGCGGCAGUCAGCGAGUCACUGCGUGAUUCCGUGUCUUUGAUGAACGUCCUCGGUCUGAUCUUGGAUAUUGGUAACUUCAUGAACGACGCCAACAAGCAGGCUCAGGGUUUCAAGCUAAGCUCCCUCGCUCGAUUGGGCAUGGUCAAAGACGACAAGAACGAGACUACCUUUGCGGAUCUUGUUGAACGUAUUGUUCGUAACCAAUACCCGGAGUGGGAAGGCUUCCUUGAUGAGAUCAGUGGUGUCAUUGGUCUGCAGAAGGUCAAUGUUGAUCAGCUGCGUUCUGAUGCCACAAAGUACAUCAGCAAUAUCAAGAAUGUGCAGUCCAGUCUGGAUGCUGGUAACCUGAGUGACACUAAACGUUUCCACCCCGAGGAUCGGGUCAGCCAAAUCGUUCAGCGGUCCAUGAAGGAUGCCCGACGCAAGGCUGAGCAGCUGCAGCUCUAUCUCGACGAGAUGAUCAAGACGUAUGAUGACAUCAUGGUCUUCUACGGUGAAGAUAACGCAGAUGAAAAUGCCAGACGUGACUUCUUCGCCAAGUUGAGCUCGUUCUUGGUUGAGUGGAAGAAAUCCCGCGAGAAGAAUACUUCUUUGGAGGAAUCGCGGAAACGCACAGAAGCAUCCCUUGCCCGCAAGCGUAUCAAUGUCAAUCUUGCGAACAAUGGUCCGCCCACGGAAACUGCCCAAUCACCUGCUACCAGUGGCGCCAUGGAUUCACUGCUUGAGAAGCUACGUGCUGCGGCGCCUCAGGCCAAGGAUCAACGAGACCGUCGUCGUCGUGCUCGUCUCAAGGAGCGCCACCAAGUCCGUGUGGCCUCUGGUCAGAAACCGCCGUCUGAUAUAAAUGACGCGGAAGAAGAAGAUGGAGCCGAGAAGCCCGCUGAUGGCGAAGGCCGUGUUGAUGAAAAUGGUCACCUCAGCCCUCCCCCCACGGAGGAAGACGGCAAACAAGAAGCUCAGAUUUCUGAAGGAGAGGAUGUUGCCGAUCGUGCUGCUAGCCUGCUUCUUGGUCUACGAAGCAAUUCCGAUGCAGGCGGCGAGCGCCAAAGAAGGAGAAGAGAGAGUGCCGAUGAAGAACGCCGAAAUCGCCGCAUGAGACGCCGCAAUCCUACAAGUGGAAGCAAAGAUAGUGCCGAUGGUGGCCUUCCCACAGUGCAAGAACCUGCUUCUCCAACACAAACCGAAUCGGCUGUCAUGGAUGAUGCGCCUGCCAGUCCACCCGACUCUCAACCUCCGCCUUCGAUUGUUGUCUCGGAGCAGGACGACACAUUAUCACAAGAUCCUCCCUCGGAAGGCUCCUCGCCCCAGAAACCAGUCGAUCUGUCGGACUGA
Molecule: messenger RNA, 5373 nt
Organism: Penicillium nucicola
Lineage: Eukaryota; Fungi; Ascomycota; Eurotiomycetes; Eurotiales; Aspergillaceae
Product: formin sepA
Exons: 3
Coding region: 1-5373 (1790 amino acids)
Biological process (GO): barbed-end actin filament capping; actin filament bundle assembly; mitotic actomyosin contractile ring assembly
Cellular component (GO): cell division site; mating projection tip
Molecular function (GO): actin binding; small GTPase binding
Source: RefSeq, a predicted model, not a curated record